Molecule: messenger RNA, 1289 nt
Organism: Ruditapes philippinarum (Manila clam)
Lineage: Eukaryota; Metazoa; Mollusca; Bivalvia; Venerida; Veneridae
Product: galactoside alpha-(1,2)-fucosyltransferase 1-like
Exons: 1
Biological process (GO): carbohydrate metabolic process
Cellular component (GO): membrane
Molecular function (GO): galactoside 2-alpha-L-fucosyltransferase activity
Source: RefSeq, a predicted model, not a curated record
CCAUAUAAUAAUUACAAAACUUUUACAUUUUCAUCUUAAUUGGAAAUAUACCAGCAAUGGAGUAUCUCUGUCUGACCUGGAAACACCUAAAUGUAAGCGUUUUAUUACAAUUGAUGAAAGUAAAGGAAGAACGGGCAACGAUUUGUUUCAAACUGCUACAAUCUUGGGAUUGGCAUAUAGACAUGAUUUAAUACCAGUUAUUUCUUCUUCAUACCCCUUGAGCACGUAUUUUGACUUAUCUAAUAUUGUUGAUUUGAAGAAGAGUAAAUUAUCAAAUAAUGUAUUCCUUCAUUCAAAUAAAGUAGCAAUAUAUAGAAACUUCAGCACAAGACUUAAGCAAGAAUCUCACAACUUUACCAUGGUAGGUUGUUUUCAAUCUUGGAGAUAUUUUGAUUCAGAAAGAGAUAUUGUUAGAAAUGCAAUACGCUUGAAAUAUGUACAUUUUCACCGCGCUGAAAAUUACAUGAAACUUGUGAACCCUAAAGGCUAUAAACAAUUUGCAAUUCAUAUUCGUCGUGGAGAUUUUAGCUCCCCAGAACUCUUAAAAAGAGGAUUUGCCGUAGCAGAUGCAAAAUUUGUUGAAAAAGCAAUGAACAUAUUACAAAAUAACACAUCGUACAUAGUAUUUUUUGUGGUUACAAAUGACAAGAAAUGGUGUGAAGGGAACUUGAAAAAUGUCCAUAUAAGUCCAUUCGACAAUCCUGGAGACGAUCUGGCAAUUAUGGCCUUGAGUGAUCACGUGAUAAUGACAGCAGGAACAUUUGGAGCUUGGUUAGCAGGGGGAAAAGUUGUUUAUUAUAAAGAGUUUCCUCGAUCAAAAAGUCAUUUAUCAUUUCUUUUUAAUAUAUAUGAUUAUUAUCCAUCAGAUUGGAUAGGUAUAACAUGAAAAUACAACUAAUCCUGUUUUUUGUUUAAUUAUAAUUGAUAUUCAUUACAUGUCAGGAAAAUAUAAAUCAAUUAUUUUAUGAUGAUGAAGUGAGCUGUCCUGUUUAUUGACAUGGCUAAUGUGAUUUUUCACCAAUUCAAAUAAUAAAUGACUUUAUUUACAGGUAAAUAUAUUCAUUUGUUGCUAGGCAACAAUAUCCAUUUAUUGUCAGGCAGACAUAUCAAUUCGAUGGGACGAUUCAUGAUUACAUUUUUCAUCAAAUUACGCGCAAAAAAUCAACAACAUAACUUCUUGAUGUCCCGUUUUGUGUUACAAAAUAUAUGACAACAUUAUACGAAUGCAAGUUUUACAGUGUAUUAUGAUAAUAAGUAUAUGUGAAGGAAUGUUUUAGAAUAAAUAUAAA